This is a messenger RNA of Lactuca virosa, 2007 nucleotides long. The record is from the annotation of a GenBank genome assembly. Lineage: Eukaryota; Viridiplantae; Streptophyta; Magnoliopsida; Asterales; Asteraceae.
AUGCAUCCUUGUGUUUUUAUAUUUUUCUCACUUCUCUUUCUAAACCUUGUUGAAACUACAACUGCCAACCAGUUAGUAGCGGUGGAAGGAGGAGGAGAUGAUGCUAAUGGUGUUAUAAACAAGUGUUUGGAUAAGGAGAGACAUGCCCUCCUUCAAUUCAAAGAAAACCUUCAAGACCCCAAAGGUUGUCUCUCUACAUGGAGAGCCGAUGAAGAUGACUGCUGUCAAUGGAAAGGAGUCAUGUGCAACAAGCAAACAGGUCAUGUCACACAGCUUGGAAUUACAGUCUGUGAUCUUGUAGGUGAGAUUAGCCUUUCGUUGCUUAAUUUCAGCUAUCUGAAUCAUCUUGAUCUUUCCCUCAAUUUUUUUCAUGGAACCAUUCCCACAUCCAUUGGUUCAUUGACUCGAUUAAGGUACCUUGACCUCAGCAGCAAUAAUCUUAGGGGAACCAUUCCCAGGUCAGUUGGUUCCUUGGCUCUUUUAACGCGCCUUAUCCUCGGAAACAAUAAUCUUAAUGGAACUAUUCCCUGGUCCAUUGGCUCCUUGACUGAAUUAACAUACCUUGAUCUUUACAGUAACUCUCUUUAUGGAACCAUUCCAAAGUCUGUUGGUUCAUUGACAAAAUUAACAUUCCUUGUCUUUUCCGAUAACUCUCUUUAUGGAACCAUUCCUCCAGAGUUAGGAAACCUCACUAGCUUGCAAAGACUUCUCCUUGGUUCCAUUGGAAGUUGUAGAGCUGAAAACUUAGAGUGGUUGUCUCAUAUGUCUAAUUUGGAGGAGCUUGUUAUGGAUGGAAUUUCACUAGCCACAGCAAAUCAUUGGGUAAAUGUAAUUCCGAGUCUCCCAAAACUAUCAAUUAUAAGUUUAGCGGGAUGUGAGCUGUCACAGGUCAUGUAUCCAUAUUCUUCAUUUCUCAACUCUUCUUCAUCUGUUGUUACCCUUGAUCUCCAAAACAACAGUCUCACCUCAUCCAUGUAUCAUUGGUUGUUUCCCUUAACCAGCAAUAAGCUUCGCAAUCUUUAUCUCUCUAGCAACAUGUUAGAUGGGAUACCCAAAUAUCUUGGUAACCUCUGUAGUUUGGAAAGUUUGACACUCAAUAACAACUCUGCUGUUGUCAGAUUUCCUGAUUUGCUCAAAAACUUGUCUGGAUGCGCAUCACUUACUCUACAAACGUUGGAGGCUUCAACAAGCCAAUUUACAGGGUCUAUUUCUGAUGAUAUCCAAAAGUUUUCUUCCCUAGAAGUAUUGACUCUAUCUAGGAAUAAAUUAAAUGGAAGUAUAAGUGAGCAAUUGUGGGAACUACCAAGGCUUGAAAUUGUGGAUGUUUCUUUCAAUUAUCUUAGAGGUGAUAUCUCUGAAAACAUUGGAAAGUCCAAGCUUAUUAGUAUAGAUCUUUCAGAAAACCCACUCCAAGGAGUUCCUUACACAGAUCACAUAUCAAGCCUUUCUUAUGUAAAGUCUAUUGAUCUAAGCUCUUGCAAGCUAGGGCCUGGCUUCCCCAAAUGGAUUCAUGCACUGAAAAAUCUCACCCGUCUUCAUAUUUCCAAUUCUAGAAUUUCAGACACCAUUCCUCUAGAAUUUUGGGAUAUGUGGCCUUCACAAUUAAGAUAUUUGAAUCUCUCUUCCAACAACAUCAGUGGGGAAAUACCAGAUUUAUCAUCAAAUUUUGAUGGCAAUUCGGUGAUAGAUAUGAGCUCCAACAACUUUUCUGGUCCAAUACCGAAUGUUUCUUCCACUUUGGUCUUAUUAAAUCUUUCCAAAAACAAAUUCAAUGGAGGAAUCUUCUUUUUAUGCCAAAUUGUCGAUGGGUUUUUAGAGUUUCUUGACCUGUCCCAUAACUUUCUAAUGGGACACAUCCCAGAUUGUUUGUGGCAUUUCAAAGAACUUAAAGUUCUCAAUCUAGGACACAACAGUCUCUUUGGAAGGCUUCCUUCCUCUGUUGAAUCUUUGAUUAAAAUUGAGGUGGUGGUGUCCAUUGCAAAUUUGCAAAGGGUUGAACACACAUAG